AUGAAUAUCAUGAUUGGCUUGCAAAACAACCUCGGAACGAAGGUUACACUGCUCAAAACCAAAUACUGUUGUUCCCUCCACACAGCUAGAUUUGGAGCAUUGAACGAUAGCAUCAAUGCUGCUAUUGCUGCUACUGAGCAAGAUAAUUUCAAUCACAAGACACAAUCAUCUUUAAUUUUCCAUCAACAGGCUUAUCAUCAUUCUCCGAAGAAUUUUCCUACAGAAAAAAAAUUCUCAAACUCUAAUCGUCGUUAUCAUCGAGGACAAGUUGCCUUUGGAUUGGAUAAUAGUAGUAGUGUAAAUACCAAAUAUAAUAUUGGAUUGAUAAGUAAUAGUAGUGGAGCAUUUGUUAGUAGAAAUUAUUCAAAAAUGAUGGGAGAGAAGAGAAAAGUUGUCGGAGCUAUUGAUCAGGGAACUACUUCGACGAGAUUUAUGUUGUUCGAUGCUAGUGAUAUGAAGGAAGUGGCCUCUUAUCAAAUUUUACAUGAAAAUCAUUUUCCUAAACCUGGAUGGGUUGAACAAGAUCCUAUUGAAAUUUAUACAAAUACACUUGAGUGCAUGACUAAUGCAUGUGAAAAAUUAGAAGGAGAGGAUUAUGAAAUUAUUGGUAUUGGUGUGACUAAUCAGAGAGAAACAACAGUGUUGUGGGAUUCAGAAACUGGAAAACCACUUUGUAAAUCAAUUGUUUGGAACGAUACAAGAACAAGAGAUUUGGUCGAUUCCAUUUGUAAAUCAAAAGCUGGAGGUGACUACUCCAAAUUUAGAGAAGUUUGUGGUCUUCCACUUUCCACAUAUUUCAGUGCAGUUAAACUGAGAUGGAUGAUUGACCAUUAUGAUGAGGUAAAAAAAGCAGUCGAUAAAGGAACUUGUAUGUUUGGAACUGUUGACAGUUGGUUGAUUUGGAAUUUAACAGGUGGCCUGAAGGGUGGUAUUCACAUUACAGAUGUUACCAAUGCCAGUAGAACCAUGUUAAUGAACUUGAAGACACUUAAAUGGGAUGAUGAUAUGCUCAAUCUCUUUGAAAUUCCAUCAGGUGUUAAACUUCCAACCAUCAAGAGUAGUGCUGAAGUUUAUUCAAGUAUUUCUAAGGAAGUUGUACAAAAUCACCCUCUUUUAAGUGGAGUAGCCAUUUCUGGAUGUAUAGGAGAUCAACAAAGUGCCACUAUUGGCCAAAAGUGUUUUAAAAUUGGAGAUACAAAGAAUACAUAUGGAACAGGAUGUUUCUUACUUAUGAAUUGCGGACAUGAAAUUGUUAAAUCCAAUCACGGAUUAUUAUCAACAGUUCAAUAUCAACUAGGACCAAAUGCUGCUCCAGUCUAUGCCUUGGAAGGUUCUGUUGCAGUUUGUGGAUCUGGUAUUUCAUGGUUGGAACAUAAUUUAAAACUCAUAGAAAAUCCAGCAGAAUCUGAAACACUUGCCAGAACAGUUGAAGAUACUGGAGGUGUAGUUUUUGUUCCUGCCUUCUCUGGAUUAUAUUGUCCAUAUUGGAGAUCUGAUGCACGUGGUACUAUUGUUGGUAUUACUCACUAUACAAACUCUGCCCACAUUGUUAGAGCCAUGUUAGAAGCUGUAUGUUUCCAAACACAAGAAGUACUUGAAUCCAUGGUGAAAGAUAGUGGACUUGCUGUUACAAACUUGAUGGUUGAUGGUGGUAUGACCAAGAAUCAAUUAUUAAUGCAACUUCAAUCUGAUAUCAGUAGAAAGAAAGUUAAAGUUCCAUCCUAUCCUGAAACAACAGUAUUAGGAGCUGCAAUUUGUGCUGCAUUUGGCGUUGGACAUUUCAAGGAAAUCAAGGAUAUUCCACCAUCUCCAAAAGAUAAGAUGUUAAUAUUCACUCCUCACAUCUCUGAGCAAGAAACUGAACUCAAAAUGAAGAGAUGGAAGAAGGCCAUUGAAAAGUCAUUAAAUUGGCAUGAAGAAUAAAGGAUAGAUGUUCUAUA
This is a messenger RNA of Naegleria gruberi, 1940 nucleotides long. Its product is annotated as glycerol kinase. The transcript has 5 exons. The coding region runs from base 1 to 1923 and encodes 640 amino acids. Gene Ontology annotation, molecular function: glycerol kinase activity. The record is from RefSeq and is a predicted model, not a curated record. Lineage: Eukaryota; Heterolobosea; Eutetramitea; Acrasida; Naegleriidae. Gene Ontology annotation, biological process: glycerol-3-phosphate biosynthetic process; glycerol metabolic process; triglyceride metabolic process. Gene Ontology annotation, cellular component: mitochondrion.